AACAAGAACACUCCAUGCAAGAACUUUGGAUUUUUCGGAUAGAGAGCGGCAGCGGAGAUUGAAGAGAUUGUUUAAAAAAUAGAAUCUGUAAAAUAUGUAUUUAUUAUUUGUCAUUAGCACCAUCUGCUUUUUGAUGGCUUUCUCAUCUAAAAUUGCUAAACUGAUCCUUCCAUUCCUGCUGCGUGAACCGGCGGAACUUGUAUCGUUGCGUGCUAAAAUCGAACAGACCCGCCGCGAGCUUGCGAAAAUAUCCAUGCGCGAAAACUAUCUCGAGUACGUGCAUAAGGAGCGGUUUCUGGUAGCGCUGGAGAAGGAAUUAACAGUACCGAAGAGUAACUACAACAGUCGGAAGGUAUUCUUCGACUACGGUAUUGGAUACGGUUUGUAUGCGGUGCUGGCUUUGGGAUUGAUUGUAAUUUCUAUAUUCUACCGAUACACACCCGUGGUGAUUUUUGGAAAGAAUUUCAAUUUUGAACCCUUCGGCAAAGUACUCAAUUUACCGACAGGAGUUCCAAAUGCUGUUUCAACCGUCUUCUGGAUCGUUGUGAACAACUUCGUAGCGCGGAUUGUAGUUGGAUACGUGAAUUAAAUCGUACGAAAUAAAUAAAAAGUUGACUAUUGUUUUUAUUUGAUUCAAUUAUAAAAAUUGUAAAACUUAA
This is a messenger RNA of Armigeres subalbatus, 659 nucleotides long. RefSeq lists its product as uncharacterized. Gene Ontology annotation, cellular component: GET complex. NCBI's taxonomy places the organism in Eukaryota, Metazoa, Arthropoda, Insecta, Diptera, Culicidae. Gene Ontology annotation, molecular function: protein-membrane adaptor activity. Bases 95 to 589 code for a protein of 164 amino acids. Gene Ontology annotation, biological process: tail-anchored membrane protein insertion into ER membrane. The record is from RefSeq and is a predicted model, not a curated record. The transcript is spliced from 2 exons.